Messenger RNA from Parathielavia appendiculata, 2667 nucleotides. RefSeq lists its product as uncharacterized. Gene Ontology annotation, biological process: transcription initiation at RNA polymerase III promoter. Gene Ontology annotation, cellular component: transcription factor TFIIIC complex. The transcript has 3 exons. The record is from RefSeq and is a predicted model, not a curated record. Gene Ontology annotation, molecular function: RNA polymerase III type 1 promoter sequence-specific DNA binding; RNA polymerase III type 2 promoter sequence-specific DNA binding. NCBI's taxonomy places the organism in Eukaryota, Fungi, Ascomycota, Sordariomycetes, Sordariales, Chaetomiaceae. Bases 230 to 2569 code for a protein of 779 amino acids.
GGCAACCGCUCUCGGAUUUUCUUUUUCUUUUUUUCUUUUUUUUUCAGAGGACCACGUUUUCUUGUAUUAAUCUUAAACGCGUCCAGAUUUCAACUCUAAGCUUGGGUUGAAUUGUUUGACCGCCACAAGCCAAGGAGUGCUUGAUCUUCCGCUCUUAUGAGCAGGGAAUAUUCACUACAACCGCGGCCCAGUCCUUUGUCCAGCAACGACUGGAAACCAUACAUUCAUCAUGGCCUCGCCAACCCAAAAUGACGAGGCCGACGCAGCGCCCAAAUAUUCAAUCCCUUCUCGGAGGCUGGGUGCGCUGGAGCAUCCUUUGAUCAUCAAGAACCUCGACAAGGGAAUCAAGACGCUCGGGCAGCACAAUGCUUUCCACGCAAUCCUCGAUUCAGCUAGCCCGCAGAUCUCAGUGCCGCUGUAUCUGCGCUACGACAACCCAACAGCAAGGCCACUGACAUCUCACAAUGCGUUAACCCACAAUGUUGUCUUGAAAGUCACAGUCCCAAAGCGCACUGGGAGGAAACGCAAACGAGGCACCGACGGUCCGUGGGAGGGGAGGAUUGAGCAACCUGCUCCUGCCGGAGGAGACUCGGUCGUUUGCCCUGAGGUCCUUUCGCGGGAUAGACUCGACACUCCGCGAGUAAUUCGGCGCAAGCUUCAGGACAACAUCGGGAAGUACACGGUCGAGCCGAUCGGUGUCAUCAACAACACCCAUCGCUAUAGAGGCCUCGCUGAUUUCCAGUACGCCCUGGGAGAAUCCAAGUUCAUGAAAAAAUUCGUCGAGAAGGUCCUCCCCGGCGACGUUGCAAAGCUGAAGGAAUUUUCCCUCCAACCAGGCAUUGACUCUGGGCCCAACAUCGACCUGAUACCUCCCCCCUAUUUCACCCCCAUCAGCCUCCCAUUCGGCUACAACUAUGCGCAGAACCCCCACACCAAGGAGGUCAGCCCCGGUCCUUCCGACAUCUCCGGGUCGGAAGCCGAAGACCAGGAAUGGGCGCGGGUCGUCAACGUCACCUCGCGCGUCCCCGCAGCCGGCUACUUCAUCGCCCACGACGAGUACCCCGUGCCCGCGGGCCCCCGCCGGCAACCCGACAUGUCAGACCCGCAGGUGGCAGCCAUCAUCACCGAGAUGCGCGUGGCCAUGGAAGAGCGACCCAUCUGGACGCGCCGCAGCAUGUGGAACCGGCUGGGCGCAAAGUUUGCCGAGCUGCCCAAGAACGGCGGGCUCGUGCGCCACUGCCUGCAGUACGCCGGCUACCAGUUCAAGGGCGGACCCUGGCGCGACGCCCUCGUCAAGUACGGCCUCGACCCGCGCUCCGACCCGAAGUACCGCGUCUACCAAACGCUCAUCUUCAAGCUGCACAAGUCGCGCAUCGGCAGCGUCGGCCGCUCCUGGCAGGCCGUGCGCCGCAGGGAGAUCGGCGUGUCUAACUUUGGCAAGGCCUGGCAGGACCUCGGCAGCAGCGGCGACAGCGCGCUGCUGCACACGCACGUCUUUGACGGCCAGUCGUUCAGCACUGACGGCAAGGUCUGGCAGGUGUGCGACAUCACGGACCCGCUGCUGGCGAGGCUAUUCGCCGAUGCCGAGGUCCGAGCCGACUGCGACGUUGAGGUCAGCGGCUUCUACCACCGCGUGCUGUGGUCCGUGGCCAAGGCCAUCAUGAAGUGCAAGAUGGUCGCCAUCCGGUUCAACCGCACGCUGACCGACAGGGAUUUCAGCGCCGCUCUGGAGGUGGCCAACAAGGGCGCGUCGCACGACGGCGGUGACGGCGGCGGCGCCGCCGCCGCCGCGCAGCAGGGGACUAGCAUUGGCAUCAGCCUGCCGGAUCUGCAGCUGACGGACGCCGAGUACGACCAGUUGCGCGGCGGCAAGUCUAGGCCGCGGCCGGGCAAAUCCAAGACGUCCAAGCGCGAAGUCGUGGAAGGACUCGGCCGCAAAAGGAGGAUGCACUGUCGCGUGCGGAUCCCGGUGAAGGAGGCCGAAGAACGCGAGGCAGCCAAGAUGAUCAAGCUGCUUACGCAAAAUGCGCAUGAACAGAAGGCAGGUGACGAGGCGGCUGCUCGCGCUCCAGGGGCAGCGGCCGCGGAGGGGGGUGCUGGUGAGAAGUUCGCAGAUGGCGCCGGGAAGAUUGCCGGCGCUGCCGGUUUGGGAGCAGAUGAGGAAGAAGAGGGAAGGGAACAAGAACAAGGGGAGGAACGCGCAUUCCAGGAAAUCCUUGAGGAUAUGGAUGAGGAAGGCAGCGAGGAUGAAGAAGAGGACGAGAUUGAGGAGGGUGAGCAAGAGGAGCUUACUCCGAGGAAACGGCCGUCGUUGCAGGAUCGUGAUGAGGUGGACGAGGUGGAAGAAGAGGAGGAGGAGUAUGAGGAAGGCGGGUAUUCUGACGAAGACGACCAAGAUGAUAUGGAGGAUGAAGACGAAGAGGAGGCCGAGUAUGGCCGUGAAGAGGACGACGACGUAAAAGGGUUCGGUGAAGAGGAACUUCACGAUGAAGUGGGCGAGGAGUCCCCGCAGCCGUGGGAGGAGGAUCAGGGCGAUGUGCAGCAGUAUGGCAACGGCUACUAUGAUUAGUCGGUGUCGGUUACUCGACCUACCUUGAAGGGCUGAACAGAAUUUGAUAGCUUGCUUCGUCGCUGUACUUGAACGGGAAUGACGCUUGAACACCCUCG